AUGGCACGCAGACCUGCACGAUGCUAUCGGUAUUGCAAGAACAAGCCUUACCCCGAGUCACGCUUCAACCGUGGUGUCCCAGAUAGUAAAAUCCGUAUCUUUGAUCUGGGACGGAAGAAGGCGUCUGUAGACGACUUUCCGUGCGCCGUGCACUUGGUGUCCAAUGAGUAUGAACAACUGAGCUCAGAAGCACUAGAAGCUGCACGUAUCUGUGCCAACAAGUUAGUCAACUAA
Penicillium soppii is the source of this 234-nucleotide messenger RNA. RefSeq names its product 60S ribosomal protein uL16. The record is from RefSeq and is a predicted model, not a curated record. Gene Ontology annotation, cellular component: cytosolic large ribosomal subunit; ribosome. NCBI's taxonomy places the organism in Eukaryota, Fungi, Ascomycota, Eurotiomycetes, Eurotiales, Aspergillaceae. Gene Ontology annotation, biological process: ribosomal large subunit assembly; translation. The coding region runs from base 1 to 234 and encodes 77 amino acids. The transcript is spliced from 2 exons. Gene Ontology annotation, molecular function: structural constituent of ribosome.